AUGUGCGUUAGUUUCUCUCUCUCUCUCUCUCUCUCUCUCUCUCUCUCUCUCUCUCUCUCUCUGUGGCAACAACAACAACUCGGCAAUGCUUGCAUGUCUGUCCAGUUUAAAAGAGCGCCUUCUAUUGCAGUAUUAGUGUCAGUUCAAACGCUCAAACCGUGUCCGAACUCUUUGAAGAUAAUGCACUUGAAAGCAAUUAGCCAAUUGCCAAUUAGCUGGUUGAUCCACCACCACCAACAACAAUACAGUUGCAGUGCUCUCAGCCUCUCCCUAGCGCAAUUGGAGACCGGAUGGUCUUGGAACAAACCGCUCAGAGAUCAGAGAUCAACAACAACAAAAACUAGUCGGGUUUUCGCCGUGGGCAGAUAUGCCGCCGACCGCAUGCCUGAUCCUAAUACUCUUGGCCGGAGACAUUGA
Helobdella robusta is the source of this 417-nucleotide messenger RNA. RefSeq lists its product as hypothetical. The record is from RefSeq and is a predicted model, not a curated record. The coding region runs from base 1 to 417 and encodes 138 amino acids. The transcript has 3 exons. NCBI's taxonomy places the organism in Eukaryota, Metazoa, Annelida, Clitellata, Rhynchobdellida, Glossiphoniidae.